Molecule: messenger RNA, 1733 nt
Organism: Rhododendron vialii
Lineage: Eukaryota; Viridiplantae; Streptophyta; Magnoliopsida; Ericales; Ericaceae
Product: 1-acyl-sn-glycerol-3-phosphate acyltransferase 2
Exons: 11
Coding region: 396-1556 (386 amino acids)
Cellular component (GO): endomembrane system
Molecular function (GO): 1-acylglycerol-3-phosphate O-acyltransferase activity
Source: RefSeq, a predicted model, not a curated record
AGUUAUUACUUAGCUCAUUUACUUAUGAUGUUUCAAAUUACUCAAGAUCGGUUCGCGUUAAAUCGAAUGAAGCUCGUACGUAUAAAAUUGGGUAGGCUUUCGCCUAUUUAUCAACCCUAGUUUUUUCACAAGGGAUUUACCUAUUCCAAUCCGAAGCCCGACCCAAUAGCCUUCGUUUAUCUGUUUGUCCUUAAAAAAUGAGAAACGGAAGCAAUUCUAUCUAUGUCUGUUGCAUCUGUUCUUCAUCUUCGUCAUCGAUAAACUCAUAAAUCCACGAAAACGUACACACACUCAUAUACAUAUGUACCGUUGUAUUUAAUACUCACAUCUCUCUCUCUCUCUCUAUUCGGAGAGUAAAUCUUGAAAUCUUCUCUCUCUCUCUCGCUCUCUCUCUCAUGGCGAUUGCAGCGGCAGUUGUUAUAGUCCCUCUAGGCGUGCUCUUCUUCCUCUCGGGUCUCGUCGUCAAUUUCAUCCAGGCUAUUUGCUUUGUCCUUGUUCGGCCAUUGUCAAAGAGUUUAUACAGAAGGAUUAACAGAGUGGUUGCAGAAUUGUUGUGGCUGGAGCUCGUAUGGCUUAUUGACUGGUGGGCAGGGGUUCAGAUUAAACUGUUCGCAGAUACAGAAAGUUUUCGAAUAAUGGGUAAAGAACAUGCCCUUGUCAUAUCUAAUCACAAAAGUGACAUUGAUUGGCUGGUUGGAUGGGUUCUGGCUCAGCGAUUUGGUUGUCUUGGUAGCUCAUUGGCUGUAAUGAAGAAGUCAUCUAAGUUCCUUCCGGUCAUUGGCUGGUCGAUGUGGUUUUCCGAGUAUCUCUUUCUUGAAAGAAGUUGGGCUAAGGAUGAAACCACAUUAAAGUCAGGUCUACAACGGCUAAGAGAUUACCCUCAGCCAUUUUGGUUGGCACUUUUUGUAGAAGGUACUCGCUUUACGCAGGCAAAGCUUUUAGCAGCUCAAGAGUAUGCAGCUUCAACUGGGUUGCCUGUACCAAGGAAUGUUUUGAUUCCUCGCACUAAGGGUUUUGUUUCAGCCGUCAGUAACAUGCGCCCAUUUGUUCCAGCUGUUUAUGAUUUUACAGUUGCUAUUCCUAAAAGUUCAACUCCACCGACGAUGCUUAGACUCUUUAGGGGACAGCCUUCUGUGGUCCAUGUGCACGUCAAGAGGCAUUUGAUGAAGGAAUUGCCUGAAUCAGACGAUGAUGUUGCAAAGUGGUGCAGAGAUAUUUUUGCAGCCAAGGAUAAUUUAUUGGAUAAACAUAAUGCUGAGGACACUUUUGGUGACCAAGAACAGGAUGCUAGUCGGCGUAUGAAGUCUAUUGUGGUGGUUAUCGCUUGGGUGUGUCUGCUAGUUUUUGGGGCCUUGAAAUUCUUGCAGUGGACUUCACUCCUAUCCUCAUGGAAGGGUAUUGCAUUUUCAGCAGUUGUUUUGGCCAUCGUUACAGUUCUUAUGCAGGUCUUGAUCCAAUUCUCUCAGUCAGAGCGCUCAACCCCCGCCAAGGUGGUCCCAGCAAAGCCUAAGAACCAAGGAGAGCCUUCAGGAACGCCACAAGUUAAACCACAGUAGAUUAAUCUUUGUUUUUUUUCCAUAUUAGUCAUGUAUUUGUGAAAAAAUAUGGUGAAGUCCCCAAGAGGUGUAUUUUUCCAGUGGCUUUUUUCUAUUUUUUGUACCAUCACAACGAUUGCAUAUGUAUCAAUUCAUUGAUUGCUGUUCAACUAGGCUAAAAUUGCUGUUGUGUACUAA